This is a messenger RNA of Monascus purpureus, 1324 nucleotides long. The record is from the annotation of a GenBank genome assembly. NCBI's taxonomy places the organism in Eukaryota, Fungi, Ascomycota, Eurotiomycetes, Eurotiales, Aspergillaceae.
AUUUGAACCAACCAUACCCAAUGUGAUUGAAAGAAGGGACAAAAAGACACAAGAACGAAGCGGGAUCCCCGGAAGAUGCGUACUCAUGGAGUCCACCAGCAUGACCCAUGGCUCUUCUCCCGCCCAGAGCCACAAAACAAGCAUCCCGUCUUCAGUCCAAUCUACCACAGCCUCAAGCAACGGCCAGGCCCGCACGGGUAAUCGGAAGCUCUACUAUGCAUCGCAUUCUAGUCAUAAUAGUCAUGACGGUGUUCGAUAUAAUGAUAGCGACACCGGUCACCAUCGGCAUCAUCAUCACCACCGCCACUUUGGUAUAGACACCUCCCUUUUCGACCGCGGCAGUUCGAAAUCACCUCACAGAGAAAGACAUAUACGCAGCAAGUCCUACGAUCCUCGUUUAACUCGAAAAAUGAACCACAUUGCUUCAUCCACUGGUGCAAGGUCACUGCUUCCGACCUGGCCGGGGGGCAAGGAGAGAGACCGCGAUGGGGAUGACGGCCUACUCAGACCUACUACAAGUGAACCGAUUCAGUCACAUUUGAUGUCUGAAUCGCCCAGCGGUGGGGGUACUGGGAGUAGCAGGAAGGAAAUUUUGAUACUAAGUGAUAGCGAUUUGAGCCUGAGAGUUGGAUCUAUCCAAAAACAAGAAAUUCGAUCCAUGGAGGAUAUCGAACAGGCGAAAAGGAGGAGAAAACAAGGAGAACAAUAUCUGAGGUCUUCUCUUGCAUCGAUUGGGACUCUGGCAACUGACAUGACGCGUCGGUUUGAUUACACAUACUACAAUUUACUGGACAGAAUUGCUAAGCUCAAUUCAAUCAUUGUCUCGUUCCAAGAUUUGGCUGAUUCUGCAUCGGCACUUUUGAAAGACGUUGACAGAGAGACUGAGGGCCUGGAGCAUGAGAUUCGCAGGCAGCUUGAAGAGUUAAAGGGAUUCAAUGCUCAGGCCGAAAAAGUUUUAGCCCUGGAAGAACGUAUGAAGGUGGGCAAGAAGAAGAUUGAGGUACUUGGAAAUAGACUCCGAGCGGCAGGAAAUGAGAUCGAGGACUGGGAGAAGCGGGAGGAUAGACUGCGGACUCAGACUAACCGGAGACUUCGCAUCUUCUGGGUUGCAGUGGUAACCAGCGUCCUUGUUCUUUUCAUCGCCAUAGCAAUCCAAUGUUUGCGACGUGCCGAGUCUCCUCCUAUUGAGGUGGCCUCUCAGUUGCCAAUGGCAUCGAGCAAGUAUUCGACAGGAAGGUCGCUGGGGACGCUUGUUGGCAGCCAGAUGACGGCAGAUACACAGGACCAAAAUGGCCCUUCUGCUUACCCGUCGAGUCCCGCAUAA